This is a messenger RNA of Bactrocera tryoni, 4553 nucleotides long. It is a transcript of the gene fzr, whose product is annotated as fizzy-related protein homolog. The record is from RefSeq and is a predicted model, not a curated record. Bases 898 to 2334 code for a protein of 478 amino acids. Gene Ontology annotation, cellular component: anaphase-promoting complex. Gene Ontology annotation, biological process: anaphase-promoting complex-dependent catabolic process; positive regulation of anaphase-promoting complex-dependent catabolic process; positive regulation of ubiquitin protein ligase activity. Lineage: Eukaryota; Metazoa; Arthropoda; Insecta; Diptera; Tephritidae. The transcript has 7 exons. Gene Ontology annotation, molecular function: ubiquitin ligase activator activity; protein binding; anaphase-promoting complex binding.
GUAGUUUAAGAAGAGACGAAAAAUUCAACGAUUUGUCUACAUUUGUUAAGUUUCUGCCGCUUCGUUCGUGUCUCGUAGUUUUUAUCAAUUGGAAAAUUUCUGAAAACCAUAAACAUACGGGAAACAAUUCGGUUUGUGAAAUUUUUUCAAUGUAUUAAUUAGUGCGAAAACAUAAGUUCGUACAGUAUCCUCUUACAGAACCGAUUGUAUAAACGUCGCGAACGAAACCAAACGAAGAAAAUUGAACGCGCAUCCGUGGAAAAGCUAGUGCUUGGGGGAUAUUUUCUCGAUUUUCCACAGUUGUGUCAUACGUAUGCCUACAUAUAUUUUGUCCAAAAAAGUGACUUAUAUGCAGUGAAGUUUAAGCAAACCGUAAAUUUCAAGAGGAACGUGUUAAAAAUAAAUCAAAUCAAAAACUGUAUAUAAAUAUAGAGUGAAUGAACUAUUAGCCCUAUUCUCGUUUGUUUAUGAAACGUAAGAAAAUCGUAAAAAAAAUUAGACAAGCAAACCUAAACCAAAGGGGGUGUAUGUGGAUUAUUGCUGCAGUAACUAACGCUAGAGGUGGGCUGAAAGCGAGAAAUCGGUCUCACGCAUAACAAGUCACUUUUGGCUGCGUCAUCAAAAUCUAAAUAUAUUUCGUGUGUGUGAUUUCAUUCCAAAUACAUACAUACUAUAUGUAUAUAGACUCAUAUAUUUAUAUAUUUCAAAUUGAAGUUUAUUGGAAUUUAUUGUGGUUUACCAAGUACAUCAAGCUUAUACAAACAUACAUAAAUACACAUACAUAUGUAGAUCUGUGUUCGUAUUUAAAUUUGCUAAGAAAUCGCAUAUAUUUUUGAAACAUUCCUUUUGACAACUAUAUAAAUCGCAAAGAAACUUCAAAAUAUAUAAUUUUGGAAAAUGUUCAGUCCUGAUUAUGAGAAACGUAUACUGAAACAUUGCAGUCCGGUCGCUCGAAAUCUUUUCAACUCCUUUGAAGCAGCCUCCACAUCAACAUCGCUUGACAGAUUCAUACCAUGCAGGGCCAACAACAAUUGGCAAACAAAUUUCGCAUCAAUAAAUAAAUCGAAUGAGAACUCGCCGCAGACGAGUAAAAAGCAACGCGACUGCGGUGAAUCUGCACGUGAUAGCUUAGCAUAUUCCUGUCUAUUAAAGAACGAACUUCUUGGCACCGCCAUCGAGGACGUUAAGGCGGUUAGCGAUGAGCGCAAUGAGAACACCUACACGCCAACAGCGAAACGAAGCCUAUUCAAGUACCAAUCACCUACAAAGCAGGAUUUCAAUGAGCAGUGUCCAUAUUCGCUCUCACCAGUCAGCACAAAGAGUCAGAAGCUGUUGCGAUCACCACGAAAAGCAACCAGAAAAAUAUCGCGUAUACCCUUUAAGGUGUUAGAUGCGCCAGAGCUGCAAGAUGAUUUCUAUUUGAAUUUGGUCGAUUGGUCGUCUCAAAAUGUGCUCGCUGUUGGACUGGGCAGCUGUGUUUAUCUGUGGAGCGCAUGUACUAGUCAAGUAACACGCCUAUGCGACCUUAACACCGAUUCGAACACCGUAACAUCAGUGUCAUGGAAUGAGCGUGGCAAUUUGGUGGCGGUGGGUACACAUCACGGCUUCGUCACCGUUUGGGAUGUGGCUGCUAGUAAACAGAUCAAUAAAUUGACUGGACAUUCUGCACGAGUGGGCGCUUUAGCGUGGAAUGGUGAAAUUUUGUCCAGCGGUUCGCGUGAUCGUUUAAUUAUACAGCGGGACACACGCACACCAGCGCAACAAUCGGAACGUCGUUUGGCUGGCCAUCGACAAGAGGUUUGUGGUCUCAAAUGGUCACCGGACAAUCAAUAUCUGGCAAGCGGUGGUAAUGACAACCGUCUCUAUGUGUGGAAUCAACAUUCGCUCAAUCCCGUGCAGUCGUAUACAGAACAUACGGCAGCGGUAAAAGCGAUUGCCUGGUCACCACAUCAUCAUGGUCUAUUGGCUAGUGGUGGCGGCACCGCCGAUCGUUGCAUUCGAUUUUGGAACACUUUAACCGGCCAGCCAAUGCAAUGCGUCGACACUGGUUCACAAGUGUGCAAUUUGGCAUGGUCGAAACACUCAUCCGAGCUGGUGUCAACGCAUGGUUACUCACAAAAUCAAAUUUUGGUUUGGAAAUAUCCAUCACUAACACAAGUCGCCAAACUAACGGGUCACUCAUAUCGCGUACUAUAUUUGGCACUAAGCCCGGAUGGUGAAGCAAUCGUGACGGGAGCUGGCGAUGAGACCCUACGUUUUUGGAAUGUCUUUAGUAAAGCGCGCAGUCAAAAGGAGAACAAAUCUGUACUGAACUUAUUUACCAAUAUAAGAUAAAUUUCUGCUGGCAAAUAGGAUAAUAGAUUGGAGUUGAAAACUUUGCUUGUUUAUUGAGCACAUUUAUAGCUAAUACUAAAAAUUAAUUAACGCUAAAAAUUACAAUUAAACGUUACAAAAUGCGCAGUUAAAAUUAAAAAUAUGCAAAAUUAAACGUAAAAAUUAUAAAUUAUAUGGUUGAGAAUAACUGCGCGCUUAGGGAAUAACGAAAUUUUUUCUCUAAUGAAGCAAAUUUUCCUUUCGACUGCAUAUAUAAUAUAUUUAUAUAAACAAUUCUACCAAAAUUAUAUAAAAAUUAGGUUUGUUUUAUAAUUAAUAACAAAUUGUGAAUAUUAUUUAUAAAACAAACUUUUUUGUUGGUAUUUUUUAUGUGCCGGUCACGUGUUUACUUCUUAUGCAUGUUUGAAAACACUAUACAAAUCAUUCACAUGUUAAAAGUACUUAAAAAGUAUCAGAAUUUGCUUCAUUACUAGAAAUAAGCGCAUAAUAAGUAAUUCGCAACUUGAAAUAAAAGUGCACUGAGUAAAGUCAACAAUACACCAUAUUGUUUAUCGGUUCUUCUGCUAUGAAUGAGGCCGAUUAUUGCUUAAGAGAACUGUAUUGUGAAGUGAGAUGUAUUAAACAUUAAACCUUUUUCACAUCAAUCAAUGGUGUCUAAAGAAAAAUUCAAUUCCUAAACAAAGCAAUAUGCCAAAUGACUAUGCACAGUAAACAUUUUAUUGAAAUCUUAAAUUGAUUACGAAUAGUAAUUAUAAAAAGUUUAAAAGUAAAAAAUAAAUUGUAAUUUGACUUAGCAUUAUAAACUACACACUGAAAGAACGUGCAAUGUUAAAAUAUAUUAUCUCCGUUUUUGAAGAUAAUUAUAAACUCAAAGCAAAUUUCUUUAGAUACAAUAUAUAUUUUUUUGUAUGAGGUUUGCGGUAUUUUUGACAAAACAAUGCAGUUUUCAAAUAGGAAUUGUAUUUUAUGCAAAAUUUAAAUAUUGCAAGCGUUAAAUUUACAGUCAAUGUUUAUAUUUUUAGUUAUAUUAUUUUGAAUUGCAUUUAUUGGCUUAUAACAAAUACAUAUAUAUUAUAGAGAUUCUAUAAUAUUUCACUAAAAUGUCCGUUUGAGAGGCAUGCAUCAUCAUUAAUUCUAGCUUUUUGUCAAUCACUAUAAAUAAGUAAUUGACUGUAAAUUGUAAUUAAGAAUUUGAAAACUUCUAAUACAAACGGAGUUGUUGUAACCGCUUUUACCAAAUGAAUUUCUACAUAAAAGUGAGUUUUUCAUUUGCUAAAAGAGUUUGAUGUUAGACACUCUAGUGAGAACUUGCGUGUAGGCAUGCAAACGCACUGAUAACAUAGAAAUACCAUAACUAUUAUAACGAGUAUAUUUAGACAACUUAUUUAUAAAAUUACAUUGAGAAGUGUGUAGGCUUGUAAAUAAAAUGAAAAUUGAUAUUUCAAUUUUCUUUAAAAAUAUUAGUCCAAAAAUUAAAUGAUAUUGCAAAAUUGAAAUAAUAAUUUCAUUAUAAGAAACAAGCUAAUAGCAAAGUGAAAGAGGAGAUAUGAGAAAAUUGUGUAUUUCACAAGCACUUCUUUUCAAAUGACUUCCUAAGGCCAACAAUAUGUGGUAACUCUCAUAUUUGCAUCACUUCUGUAAAUUAAAAAAAAAAUUGCAUAUUGCAAUUUGAAAAUAAUAUAUGUGACUAAUGUAAUUGCUUAAUUUUGUUGAUUUUGAUUUUUACGGUAUUCUUUACUUUGUUUAAAUUUCUUAAAGAAAAAUUUUCACAUCAUUUCAUGUUCACAUUAUAUUUCACUAUAUUUUGUUAUUAAUUUUUAAUAUCUUUUAUUUUUAUAUAAAUUUGGCAUUGCUGUCUUGUAAGAGGCGCAGUUAGCAAUUCAUUUUAAUUAUAUUUAGCUAAUUCUACAUCCAAUUUCGUAUCGACCACUUUAAAUUGUAAAUUAAUUCAUAAUUUCCUAAAUAUAUUAAACGCUAGCCAUGCCUCUUCACCACACAUACAUAAAUACUACUAUUAAAUAGCUUAUUUUUUCUCAAUAUGUAUAAAAGUACUUAUAUAUUUUGUACAUAUACAGGUCAUACCUGGAUCAUAGUCACUAUAUGCUACAUUAACGAGUUUGUAUGUACAUUGAUUGAAUAAUUGAGCUGGAUUUAUAAUUGUAUUGUAAUGAUGCUAAUAUUUAAUUGAAUGAAAAAUAAAUUUAAAAUACAAUAAAUUA